This is a messenger RNA of Xyrichtys novacula (pearly razorfish), 27777 nucleotides long. The record is from the annotation of a GenBank genome assembly. Lineage: Eukaryota; Metazoa; Chordata; Actinopteri; Labriformes; Labridae.
AUUUUGUUAACACAUAGCUUUUAUGCUGAAAGAGCAAACAGGAAGCAGCUCUGCUUUUUGUUUUGACUUAACAAGGUAACAAAGUGCUCCAGGUUUGAAUUUUUUCCUCCAGAGGGAAAGUUUGAAGGAACACAAACUGAGUUUGAGCAGAAAGACAGGACAGGAGCUGUUAGUCAGUGUUAGUCAGUUGCACGGUUUCAUUAGAUAGUUAAUCAGUUAGUGAGGUGGGAUUUAAAUGGAUGUGUCUCCUUAUUGCAGGAAAAGGUGAGACUGAACUUUCAUUAUUCAAACUUUCAAGACUAGAGUGAACUUUAUUUUCACUUUACCUUAGAGUGAAGAAAAUUUAAACUGCUUCUCUUCUGUGGUGGAAAACAUAUGUUAAAAAGUAAAAAGUACAAAAAGUUAUGAUAAAAAAUGAGGCCAAUAAAACUUUUGAAAGUGCUAUUAAAAGUGACAGAUUUGCAUAAAGAGAAUAUUUGAAAUGUAUUGGAUGAGUUUCUGCACAAGGAUGACAAACUGAUUUCAAAUUAAGAGAAAAAAACAAACAAUGAAGAGUUUAAUCUAUUUUUAAAAAGUUUUAAGAUUGGGUCAAACUUCCUCUGAUGACAAAAGAAGUUUAGUAUUGAAGUUACAAACUGAAACAGAUUUGUUAAAUGAAAUGCCUGACCAAGAAAUGAUGAUUUCCUGCUUUCUAACACUAUGAAUCUGCUUUAAAGCCACAAAUGAUUUAGAGAAUGUCUAAAAAGAUACAAACUGCUGAGAGGUCUUUCAUCAGGAACGAUCAGAUUUGGUAGGAAAGAUUAAAUUUUAGACAUAGUAUUGAUUUUCUGAUCAAAAUAAAGAGUCAAAGACAUCAUGGAGACACAUACUGAGUUCUCUUUUGUUCUUGCUUAGUGGUGUAAGGGUUUUAUGACCCUCAGAGCACCUACCUGUUUGUUUUUUGAGGUCAGAUCAGGAGGUUGCACUUAUGUUUCCUGCUCUAGUGGGUUUAAUAAGAGUUUAGAGGUCUGAAGAAAUGAAUAUAUUUAGAGUUUCAUAGUCAGUAAGACUAAAUUUAUCAAGUUAAAUCUAUAAAGAAAAAGAUUUCAUCACCAGGAGGUCAAACUUUGAUCAGAAUUUUUAAAUUGCUCCUGAUAAAUGAACCAUCUGAACUUCUGCACCCUGUGUUUUUACUGCUGAACUUCUGUCUCUCAUGUUUCCUAAUGUGCUGUUUGUCUUCUUUCCCCUCCUUUGAAAUGAUUAAAAUCAGAUUCAGAUUAUUUAUUUCAACACAGAUUUAGGAUAUAAACAUGGUUCUCCUUUUUGGGGGGUUCAAAUCAAAGUAUAGUUGAUGUUUUUUUAAAUAAAAUACUGAUGAAACUAACAGAAACAGGAAUGUGAGGAGUGAGGGUCCACCCAAAGAUACAAGCUGAAGUGUCUGUGCGCAGGGUAAAUGUGUGCGUGAACUCGUGUGUGUGAGUGUGUUAAUCUGUUAAUCCUCCUCGUUAGCUUCAAUCAGUGUGAUGAGCUGCAGCUUCACUUCCUGUUUCGGCUCAUUUCUCCGUCACGUUUCAUCCACAGUCUAAACUCUGACGCUGAUUUCAUCUAAGAAAUUCAGUCUGUGAAGCACAUAACUCAUUAUUUUCCUCAUACUUACAGAAACUGUUUGAAGUAAACAACUUGAACAACUUCUAUUAUUAUUAUUAUUAUUAUUAUUAUUAUUAUUUUUUAUACUUGGUGUCCAUCCAGAAGGUUUUUAAUACUUAAACGACAUCGAGGGGACACUUUUGACAUACAUGAUGAGAGAAACAUCUUUUAUAAUGAUCACACACAGUCAAAAUGUGGUGCCCACUAGAGGUCAUAUCAGAUGCAAACACCUGCUGCUUUCUGAUUCUCCAAUAGGCCCUCUGGUGGAGCCAGCCUCCAGCUGCACCAGGAGGCCCAGUGUCAACCUCCAGCCUGUAAGAGGAGGUGCAGAGAUGAAGAGGAGGAGAUGACGAGAAGGAGGAGGAAGAGGAGGACAGGAGGAGGCAGUGAGGAGAAUAUCAACCCAGCAGAGCGUCUGCAGAGGAGCAUGAGGACACAGAACCUGAAGAAAGAGCACAGGAGGUUACUCUUCAUCUUUAACCUCAUCAUCGUCAUCAUUAGGAUUAUAAUCACUGAUUAAGAUUUGAUAAUACAUGCUGUGUUUUUGAAGGUCUUCACAGCAAGGAACCAGAACCCGGACCAAAAUCAGGACUGGAUCUGGAUUAAGGUCUGGAGUUUUGAUCCAGUCCUGCAGGCCUGAAGUCAAAGAAGCCCACAUUAAGAAGACUCGGAUAAAGACCUCAGUCCAGAUUGCAGAGCUCAGAGGGUCUAAACUGGAUACGGGUUUCAUAAAGAAGGACCAGCCUCAUCUGGGAUCCACUGAGACUCAGCUGGACCAGAGGAGACUGAGCCAGGUCAGACUGUCUGAGGUCAGUAGAAAAGAGGUUCAGCAUAGGACUGCAGGUCAGGAUUCAGAGGUUUCCUCCAGGACCAAGACCACUUACAAGAAUGUUGAGGGAGUCCUGGAUCCAGAGUAUUUCAAAGGAGAGGUGGGACAACAAAAGAUCCAGACCAAGUUGGAAAGUGAGAUUGGGACCAGGAUCAAGAAGAGGAGGAAGAUCCACCCAUCUGUGUUCAGAGGGAGAGGUAAGAUCAAGAAAUCAAGAAAUACAGUAUAAACGAAAGAAAGAUCAAUAAGUUAAACUGAGUCAGUCAUGUGUGUCUUUAUAGGUCAGUUACGGCUGUCCAUCACUCCAGAGGCGGGGCAGCUCAUCAUUCAUAGUGAGUGAUUUGUCAACCAAUCAAAAGAGAACUUUUAUAUAUCAAAAGGGGCUCAAGUAUGAGCAGGACUGUCCACUUUAAAUUAUAUAUGAUAUUAAACACACACAGUGAUGAACACAGUGAUGAACACAGUUAUAUACGAUUAUAUACAGGAAACAAGAAAGAAUCAAAAAGCAGGUAAUGCAAGUCUAGAGUUAUUCCUCUUAUCAAAAUACAUUUAAAAAAAUUUGACAUGAGAAAAAGAGUUUGACUGUUAUUCAUAUUAAAACCAGAGCUGUUUUAGGUUAACCAUUAACCAUUUUACACAACCCAAAGUGAAGAAAAUUAACUUUAUAUAUUUCAAAAUAAGCUUCUUCCAGAUAAAAAUCCUAGCAGUGACACAUGUGGACUUGUUAGAGGAGAAAUUAAGGCAUCCUGUCAUACCUCAGUCAUUGUUCUGUUUUAAGAUAACUUUAAGCUAGAGCUUUAAUUAGCAAACAUGGUAUUUUUGGGCAACAUGUCACAGUCAUUUUGGGGUUAGUUGUCACAUGUUUAAAAGGGAUUAAAAUUAACACAGAGAGUCUGCUUAUCAACAGUUGUCAUACAGAAAGUUUUGAUUUAUCUUUACAGAGAAAGGAGUGGUUUAAAGGAGAGAAGAAACAAGAAGACAUGGUCAGGAAAUUCAAAAGAAAAACAGAACAUGUCAGUGCAGUACAUGACGUGAUGCUGAGGGCAGUCAGGCAGGUGACCACAGCUAAUAAAUCAAUUUGAAGUAUAAUAAGGGACUGUAAUGUCAACUACCAUACCUUGGCUCUGUACUGCAAAACACAGAGUCAGACAGACCUCCAAACUCCAGAGCAAGUUGCAUAAUAUUUUAUGUUAACAUAUGUUCAAGUACUUUUUCUAGCUCAAUGAUAAACAUUUUCUCUGUCUGACUUUGAUGUUCACUUUCAUGUAAAAGAAUGAGAACAACAAUAAUUUUGUCCUUGUUUUAUUGGCUGCAAAAUCCACUGUGACAUCUUACCCCAUGUAGUGAGACAACUUACCCGAUGGUGGGUUCACACUCUCCGUUUGACUGUUUAUAACUCUGCACUGACACAAGAUAUGAAAAUGACAUGAAUAUGAAAAAUAUACCUGAGGUCUUUCAUCUGGUUCACAUUUUGUUUAUAUGUGAUGUAUUGAUUCCAAGUGAUAUAUAAGAGUGUCAAAAGUGUGACAACAAGCCCCGGUCUCCCAUAUUUUUUAACUUCCAAGACAAAUUCUUAAGGAUCAUCAUACAGCCAGCAGGGGGCAGCAGAGACAGAGACACAAAGUCAAAAUCACUUCAGGCAUUAAUGCUGUUAGUUAAAUCACAACAAUAAGUUUGGGAAAAAUACACUAUUUAGGGGGAAUAUCUUACUCCGCUAGUCCCCACCACCACUGGUUUAAAGUAUUCUUUACUUUUUCUAGAGUAGGUUCACAGACUGAAAGUUCAACUUUUACUUGAGUUAAACAUCAUCAAAUUAAAUUUACUUUUACUUGAGUAGAAUAUUCCUUAUACUCCUUCCAGCCCUGCCAGUGUCUAGUUAAAAAAAACAUGGUGGGUGUUGCUGACCUUAUCCAAGCAGAGAGUGUGGAGACAGCCAGACUUUGGAGCAUCCUUUGCACAAGGCUUCAAACUGUCUGUACACUCUUAGCAGCAGUGUGUCAUUUGUUUGGUUCAAAAGAAGUGUCCACUUUUGCUUGACUUGUUUGGCACAAACAUGAGGGGUCAAUUCAGGGAAUCAAUUCAGUGGUGUCCUUUUCUAUGUCCUUGUAGUUCAUGGGGCCAGGGGGCUGAUGGGAAAAUCUCAGAGGCCAUGUGACUCUUAUGUUAAGGUAAGAAACACCUUCAAAUGUAAAAUAAUAACAAGAAAACUGAUAAAACCUACUAGGCAUAAGCCAUCUUAAAGGUGGAUCUUACUGGGUGUAUUUUUAAAAAGUAAAACAAGCUGAUGGAAGUCUUAAAUGUGCAAAUGAAGUUCAGUUCAGGUUGUAGUUGUUUGAAAUGCAGACACAGCAGCAGCAGGAUAUUGUUUGUGUCUAACCUUAUCACUUCCUGUAAAUUUAGUUUUGCAUGCAGAAAUUUGAGGAGUGAUGACAUCAUAUCUGCCUGCAGGUGGAUGCUGGGACGGUGGUGAGGCUGUUUUUUAGAGCAGUUGUAGUGCAGGAAAGCAGAGACAAUAAAAGAAGCAUCCAAAUCAAGAGGAUAUGUUUGUGUAGUGGUUGUAAAGUCAGUGCAGCUGGAGAUUGCUGCCAGUGAAUGAUUGUGAUGGAAGUGCUUUUGUCUCAUUUAAGUGUUCAAAUUUAUAGCGAUUGUAACUUAUAUUUGUUUUAUAAUAACUUCAAGUUUUUGUGUACACGAAGCUGGCGGUGACCUCCGACCUUGACUGCAGCAUCAGGAUGAAAACUCCAACGGUCUUUAACAACAAGAACCCAGAUUAUAAGCAUCGCUUUCAACUGUGAGACACACAUAUACACACACCAUGCUUAAAUGAAAUGCUUAUGGAUUGACUUAAAAAUCUUAACAAAUGAGAAAUAUUUAAAAACAUUUGCAAAAACUGAACAUAAAGGAAAAAUUCAGCUCUGAAAUGAUAAAGAAAGGGAUAAACAUUGGAAAUCAGUACAGUGACCUUUCAGCUAUUAGACUAGUUUGAAAAUACUAAAAACAAGUUUAUUUCUCUUCAGCAAAAAAUCUAAUAAACUUAUUUUUUAUUAGUAUGUAGUCUUGUGUUCAAGUUUCAAAUUCCUAAUGCCACCACAAUCAUUUUGAGAAACUGCAUUUUACCAGACAAUUAAUUUAGGAUAUAGCAUUUGCAGCUUCUGAGAUAUAAUCCUGGUAAAUGUAACAAAGAAAUCAGAUGUUGUCUCUUUAAGACUGGAAUUAACCUCAGCCCCAAACAUUUCUUUGCCUAAUUACACUUUAUUAUUUAUGCCUUUGUGCCUAUUAAGGUCAAACACCAUCUUCGGGAUGCAACAGAGUUGUUCAACAGCUCAUAUGACUCAUACCUCAAAUAUCAACUUGUGCUGUUUCUCCUCAAUAUAUGAGCAUUAGCUGUGAUUUUAAGAGUGAAUUGCAUCAGAUAAAAUGGUAACAUCUAAAAGUGCAAAAGUAUCCUUAAUAUUUGCAUAUGCACAAAAUAAUGUACAUAUCUUUUUAAAGGAAAUGUUUUGUACUUAUAUGAGUAAUAAUGUAUAUUUUAUGAUUCCAAAGUUUGAUUUAUAAGGCCAAACACAUUGUCUCUCUAAAGGUUUCUGUAACAUCUGAGUUCACCAAAUCCCUGAAGAUCGUCCUGAAACUGACACUACUCUCUUUGCUACAGUGUCAACAGGCCAAGGGGAACUGUUCUAGACCCAUUUCUUUAAAUUGAUUUUUUUAUCUGUAUGACCUGGAUGUCCUGAGUGUCACUGAAGCAAUUGAUUCAACAAAGAGUAUUGAUAAAUUAAUACCUGUUUGGGUUAAACUCUUGAUUCUGAUUGGUUAAGAACUCAUUCUCAGUGUUUGUGUGUCUUAGGUGCAUCAGUGAUGACCUCCUCCAGAGCAGGCUGUUGGUUUCAGUGUUCAGCAGGUAAGUGAGGAUGUGAGAGCUCAAGCCCCUCCCCCUUCUGCUCCCAAACAUACUCAACUGGAUGCAGUGGUACUUUUGAAUAUCCAACUUCGCUAAACCAAACAAUGACCUCAUUAUUUUAUCAUGGAGAAGAAAUUGGGGUUUCUGGUACUUCUGCAGUUUUUAGCCCUUUCAUCACAUCAGCAUCAUUUCUUAAGAUAUGAGGUUUCCCUAUUGCCCUGAUAGAGAUAAACCAGGGUCAAGGUGCAGUGAGAUUUCCAAAUUACACUCUGUGUUGGCUUUCCUGUCCCCUCAGGUGCAGUCAGCUGAUUGGCUGUAUGAGUUUUGGGAUUGGUUCCCUGGCAUCCUCUUCCAAGGUCAGUACACAUUAGACAGUAUAAAACAUGGAUGUAGUCUAAGGAGGUCUUAUGAAGUUCUGUGAUGAUGGUCACUGUAUUGGAAAUGCUGAAUUAACCUAACCUAGUGCACAGCUGAGAUUGUCCUCAUGCUUUUGUUUCUUUCUCAGUAAAUAGGGUUGAUAUUAUGCAAAGAAAACCCAGCUUUUAAAUAAUGAGUAAAAGUUAGUGUCAAAAUUGGACCACCUGUGCACUUUAGUACUUCCUAAUUAUAGUGAAGUGGAGGCAUUUAGGACUUAAGACACAAAGUGAGAACAAGAAAUUUUAGAUUCUGUCCAGAGGAUCAAUAAUGUUGAUGUAGAUCAUCUGUCUUCAACAUCCCUCUGAAACAUGAACACAGCUGCUCAUUAAUAAUUCAUUCAAAUAAAAACACCAAAAGGAAACCAAAUAUAGUUAGUAUGUUACAGAGACAGCAGUAGGAUAAGACUCCAUGACUCCAAACCUCAAGUAGCCAAACUUUACUGUAAAGAGUUAGUCAGCACUGAACGGUAAAGAAAAACACAGCCUCACAACCUCACUCUGCUUGAUGGUUUCACAGAAUUGCAAGACUGUUUUUGUAUCAACAUCCAGAUAGUCAUAGUGACUGGAUUGUGUUUUUAACAGUCUCCAUUCUUGAUUAGCCGCCAAUUUAUUAUGACAUUUUAAAACAGCUUGUUUCUACUAAUGUAAUGCAGUCAGACAUUUGUGUUUUUAGACAACUUUAAACAAAGCUUUGCCAGUCAAUCUAACCAGAUUUUAUAUUUUGACUUACAGUUAAAUUAGGAGAAAGAAAAAAUUAAACCUCAAAAGAAGACUUGUGUUUGUGUUGUCAGUCCAUCACUGGGUGGUUCUACCUGCUGGGGGAAGAGUUUGGGCGAAGCAAACACCUAAGAGUGGCAUCACAGCAGAACAAACCAAUGAGGAACAAGGAGAAUGAGGAUGUACAAACACACUGUGGUGAGCUAAGAGUUAAAAAUGAUGUUACACUUUGAUUGGUUGAUAUCAUAAAUUUUGUUUUGUGACAUUUUCACUCUGGAUUAUAGACAUUUUCUGAGUGGUGAUUAACUGUCUUCAAAGACACUUGUUUCUGGAAGUGAUUUUGAGCCCAUGCAGUGAUUUACACUACAGAGUCACGUUUGCUUUAGAUGCAAAUCUGCCUGAGGGACUGAGGAUCCAUUCAUUUUUCAUUUUUGCUUGUGUCCCUUUUGUAAAGAGAUUUCUCCAGUUUUCAGAUUUUUUGUUCAUUGUUCAUGAUGAAAUCCCUAAAAGUUUUUUUUACAAUUUUGCAAAAAAAAAACUGAAGAACAUCACUCUAAAAUUGGAGAACAUUUUGCUCACACAGUAUCUCACGAAAGGGAUAACCUUUUCCCAUCUGUAUGUAUGAGAGGAUCAGCCAUUCUUGGAUGCCCUACUUUUACCCAGAUUGCAAAUUAACCUAAUACUUUGAAAGAAUAUACCAUAUUUUUAAUAAUGUAAUCAAAUCUGUAGGUUUCAACAUUUGAUGUGUUGUCUUUGCGGUUUUCAAUUAAUUUAUGGGUUUAAUAAACAAUCAAAAUCUAUUUUUAUCAACAUUUUAAACAGUAUCCAGACUUUUUGAAAGUGGAGCUGUACAAUUGUUGCCGAUACACAUCUAAGAGAAAGCUGAUGGUAAUGAAACUAGAAUAUUCAGCUUCCUUUUUUUGGUCAAUUGCUUCAGCAACUCAUAGAAGUUCUAAUGCUAAUGUGAUAUUCAAAGGGAAAAGCAGCUAGCAGCAGUGCUAAGAGCUAAAAUGACAUAGUGGGAGACAGUUAAUGAUAUCAUUGCUUUUUGCUGAUAUAAUAUACUCUACCACAGCCAGUAGCAGUGCCUACACUAACAUAGUGCUACUCUAUAAAUAAACAGCCAUUUGCAGUGCUAGCAGAUAUGUGGUUAAUAUUUCUGCAAGAAAAAACACUGUCUGUCAGGAUAAACCUGCGGUUGUUCAUAAAUAAUCCAAACCAUUAACACAGUCUCUGCUCAUCUAAUUGACUUUAUUUCUCUGAAGACUGGCAAACUGCAGAUUUUAUAAUUCCAAAGUCUGCCUAUGUCAGACCUGUUAGUUAUUGAUCAGUGGGUCAAACUAAGCUCAAGUAUUGAUCAGUGAAUUCGUGUGAACAUGAUCUAACCGUACCAUCCGUCUGGGACAUGUUCAGCGAACACACAUGGACUAACAUGUAAGCUUUAUGAACACUGACAGAAUCCCCCAGGACUCUCUCUCUCUCACACACACACACACACACACACACACUAACUCUCAUGUACACACAGACACACACAGCGUCCCAUAUGUGAAAGUAUAUGUUUUUUUCUAUUUUUAGUGUGAUGGGGAAGAGCCGGUUGAGUAGUAGAUAUAGAUUUAACCUGACUCCUGCUCUCUUACUCUCUUACUCUCUCCCCGGGGGUCCACACAGUUACCAUGGUGAUGAGAAGCUGCCCAGUAACCAUGUGACCCUCACAAUACCUCUGUCCCUAUAUCUCUCGACCACCCCCCUGCUCUCUCUCUUAACUCCAUCUAUCUCCAUUUACCCCUCCCAACAGAGUUCCCUCUUUCUCUGUCUCGCUCUCUCCCUCUCUCUCUCUCUCUCUCUCUCACUGGCAUCACACUGAGAUCUGACACUCGUUCGCCCUGGACGAUCACAGAAAGACGGGACAAAAGACGGACAGAAGAUAAAGAAGCAGACUUUUCUUUUUCAGUGUUUGUUUGUUGGUUGUCUGUGCAGCUGGAGUUCUUGUAUUAUCAGAAGUACUAUCAGCAGUAUCCUCAGUAGGCAGAGCGCUAAGCAGCUGUACAUGUACUUGUGAUUUCCCUUCCAUUAGCUGGGAAGCUUGGGACCAAGGAGACAGACAGUCCUCAGAGGACGCUUCUCCUAUAAAUGGAGCUGAUUUUAACUUAGUCCAGCAGAUAUAACCUGCUGUGUGGACUAUCAUGCUCAGAAAAAACAUGUAAAGAUGUGGGGUUUGAGCUCAGGUUGCUGCUCCAGGUAGCUGAACCUGUUUUUUUUUCUUCUUUUUUAUAGAUCUGUCGACAUCCAUCAAUUUAUUUGUAUCUUUUUUUUUUUUUUAAAUCAGUGGACUUCCUUAGGGAACUCAUACUUAAAAUACAAAACCAGCUGUCUCAGUUGUGUGGUCUGGUCUAGUGUAGCUCAGUCAGGGGACAGUCAGGAUGUUUUGGAAGAACACUGCCUGGUCCUGGGAUGAUUCUGCAGGUAACGAUGAUGAUGGUGGCUAUUUACUUGCAGCAGACCUCAGGAAGACCCCAGACUCUGCUCCAGAUGCCGACCUGAACCGCAUCAUUACAACCAAAACCACCACCAGCCUUUCAAACCCCACCAUCACCACCACCACCACUACCACCGGACUCAAAGACCUGACGAACUACAGCCUCGACCCCACAAAUGCCAACUACAGCUCUGGUCCAGCCAACACCAACUACAGCAGCUAUCCUACCUCAUUGUACGGCAACACAAACCAACGCCAGACCACCAGAGACAGCAACAGCAUCCAACGGCUGAUGGUAAGUCCAACUCUGCUCCAACGUGAUAGUAACUCAAUUUGUAAAUCUACGCCCGCAGCACCAAUACCUGUGUCUGUGAAUGGAUUAGACAAAACUUGGCAUCAAUUUAGUACUUGUCAAACUUGAAAUGUGUUUGAUAUGGUAGACUUAUAAACUUUAACUUACUUUUAAGGGAAAAACUUAUUGUGGGCCAAUUUAAUCUUGAGUUUUUGGUUCCAGUCUUAUCUAUUUGGAUUUGAAACUUGUUUACCAUGACUGUGGACUUGUUAGAUUAUGACCUCCAACAUUGGUGUUUGCUCUUGGCUGAAGUGUCUUGACUUGUAGAUUGACUUAGGAUCAGACUAUCUUGACUUUGGAACUGCUGGUCUUGACUGAGGACCCUCUGAUCUUGCCCCAGUGCAUAGCUAUGGAACCACCUGCAGAUUUUAGCUAGUUACAUUUUGGACAAUUAACCUGAAGGACCAGUGAUUAGUCUAUCUUUCCUUUCGAUGAGACUUGAGGCUUGACUUAAAACUUGUCCUCUAGUCUUAGGUUUUGUUAUACCUGGCACCAGAUGGACCUUUAGUACAUAAGGUAAAACUGUACUUAAAAAACAUAUAAACACAUAACCUGACUGGAAUCACACCAAAUCGAACUUCUCAUAGUCAGACUAACCUACCUAGAUGAUGAUUUUUGUCUUUCAUGCAUUCAGCUCAAUCAGACUAGAACUGGCCUAAGCUUGAAAUUACCCAUGACUUACCUACAUCUUGGCAAACAGACUUGAUUUUACUUCUGGACUUAAAGGAGAAUAUUCAGAAGACUCCCCCUGUUAGGGAUAAAAGAGAAGGAAAACGGGAAUACGAUGGCGCUAUCCUGUUUACGUUACAUUCAAGGACAAGAUGAAAUGAUCAGAAUCACUCUCUGACUCUUUUACUCUUUUUCUUUAAAGACUCAUCAAACAUUCACACACGAUGAAUUAUAGAGUGAAGCUGCUUUUGCUCUUCACACAGUACAUAUACACAACACACACAGUCCUCGCUGCUAUGCUUGUGAGGACUCAUACUACCGAAACCUUGUUAUGACCCCUAAAUCUAACCCUGUACUGAGCCUAAACCUCACUCUGAACCCCCAUCUCCAACCUUUGUUUUUGCCUUCAUCCCUCUAUCCAUAUCCAUAUGUGAUUUUGUACAGCAAAUGUCCCAGUUUCUGUGGCAUGUUUGUGGUCCAAGUAGUACUAAGCAAUGACCUGACAAAGGACCCAUUAGUUAUAAAAAACAUAAUAAAAUGAGUGUCUUUUGGGGUUCAUAUUGUUGAAAUAAGCUGGAGUCAAGCCUCUGUGUAACCUCCGAUUUGCAGUGACUCAGUGACUCAUCAGGACAUUACAUUGGACUGUAAAAAAUGCAGUGUACAGAAAAAAUAUCUUGAAUUGAAGUUGUUUAUCACAAACCACUGGGAUGGCUACAGAUGGUUGGACAUUGCUUCUAGAGGAAACCCUCAUCAGUUGAUAGCCAGUGGGUUCUGAGACUGAUCUGAACCCCAUUUUAACCCUUAUGUCUGACUUGAACCCUGAUGCCGUUGAUUCUGACACUGAACUAAACCAUGUUCUCAUUUUGAACCCUAACGGUGUAAUCUUGAUCUGUGCCUCAGUCACACUGUAUUUCCCUGAUCGUAGCAGGGUCAAUCGGUCAACCUUGACAUUUAUUUGAAAAACAAUUAACAAAACCUUUAACGUGGAUCUCUUUGUUGGUCUGAACCCUGGAAUUAAACAAUUAUCAAAAUCUUUAACAUCUGCUAAAUUCAGACAGCAACAAUGAGGGCAUACUUGGUUCUGCCACAGUCGAUUUGUUUACUUAAGAAAUAAAACCAGGGCAAGGACAUCCAUAGCCUUUGUAGAUUUGAAAUAAUCCGAGGAUCUCCCUUUCCUUUGCAUCAGGGGAGCAGAGACUGUCGUGUUGUCAACAGGUUUUAAUAUUAAUGUGAACCUCCACCACACUCUCAUCCCUGGACUUUUUACCCUGACCUGAGUCUGAGCCCCAAACUUUUGCCUUUAAUGCAUUAUAGUGUUCAUUUCAUAAAUUAUGGGUCCAUUUAGAGUUAAGAAGAUGCUUUCAAUGCUUUUAUCACAUUUUUCCUGGACGACUGCAACACCCUUCAUAGAGGGGUCAGUUGGUCAUCCCUCACACGUCUGCAGGAAGAGCAAAAUCCUGCCUGGUUUUUGACUGGUGCACAUCACGAGAUCUCAUUUCAUUGGCUUUACCACCAGAAGUGAAAAUAUUAAAGCCUUGUGGCUGCUUUGAAUGAGUUUUUUAAAUAACAGGAGAUGUGCUGUCCACAUGAAACCUGUAGCAGUCAUUAAAUUAACCCUUCAGGGUUCCUCUAAGCCAGGUUUUUUCCUGCUGGUGGGAAGGACUCGUCCCCCUUAUUCUGAAUGACAGUGUUCACACGGGGGAGGGGGAGUGUGUACUCGAGUGUGUAUGUGUGUUCAGGAAGUGUGUAUCUUAUCGCAGGGAUACAUCCAGUGUUUUUGUGAGUCUGAGUGAGUGUGUGUGCUUCCUGCUAUUCUUCUGCUGCAGGUUCCCACACACAUGUACACUCUGCUCUCUAACAUCCAGUACUACGCUCAAACUCCCACCGAUUAGUUCACCUGGAUCAUGAGAACCAGGGUUGGAUCUUGUUCUGGUUGUCAUAGAUGGACCUUGUUUUCUCCGGUACUGAAAGUGGAUAAGGCUGAAACUCAGCAUAUGAAGUAGUCACACCUCUUUGGAUGCAAAACAAGUUUAGAGUUUGGCAUUUGUUUGUAUGGACUUGAAGUAGACUUGGAUCUGGCUUUAUAAAUCUGGAUACUGACUUGACCUGACCCCUGGAUCUGGAUUGGACGUGGACUGUUCGUGGUCCUGGUUGGUUUCGGCCCUGUUGGCAGGGCAGAUGGAGUAUCUGACCUGCAGGAUUUGAGCUAACAAUCAGAAUUGCUGUCAUGCACACAAUCCAUCGUCUGUGUCAAGAGUGCAUCGGACAAAACCUCCCUCAGGUCUGGAUCUCUUUGUUGGUCUGAAACCUGGAAUAGAUUUUCUAAUGGUUAUGAUUGUUCUUAACCAGCUUCUGGUGAAAACUGUGCCCAGUAUGCAUUUAGUUGCUGGAGAGUGUUUACUGUGAAUUCCCUCAAUGUGUUUAUGUGUCCAGAGGGACCUUUACACUGAAGCUGUCUGACACUUAAGCAAAGCUAGCUUGGAUAUGAAGUAGUGGAUAAGAUUUGGUGCAGUAUGGCUCUCUUAGUCUAUAAAAUGGCUUCAGCUUUGCAUUCAAUUGAUCAGACUUUCACAGUAUUGCAUUUUUUGUACUUCAUACAAAAAUUACUUUACAUAGAAUCCAUGAAAACAAUGUAAUCAAUACAGGAACUGAUGAGCAGAGGAAACACUAUCAUGAGUCUUUAAAUAAGAAAAAGCACAGGAAGGAUUACAGUGAUAAGACUUAAGACUCCAAAAUAAAAGUAAAAAUAAUCUGGGAAAUUUAAAAUAAGAUAACAAAAUACUAAAAGUGUAUCUUAUCCUAUUACCUGUCAUAAUAUGAACAGUCAUACAAUAAAAUAAAAGAAAAUAAAGUACUGAAAGACUAGAGAUGAUAUUUAAAAAUGAACAAGAAUAGUUUGAUAACAAAACUCAAAGAUAAUCAAGACAUUAUCAAGUAGGAUUAGGCAAUAUAUGACUCACCAAAGACACAAACCCUUUUUGUCACUGGUUUGUCCACUCUGUGCUACCGUAGAAACAUGGCCGUGCAAGAUAUCAGCGUCCCAGGGGUCCACUCCUGUGUGGACAUGAAAGACUCAUUCUGAGUCACAAAAACAAAAGAAACUCUAUAUUCAGGUGAUUAAUUACUGAUAUAAACAUACUCAAAAAUUCUAUCAUUUCUAUCAAGUCUGUUCUGCUCAACCUUUAAAGGCCAGGUUAAAACGAUUCUCUAAAACUCAGAUAUUAAAGCAAAUAUGAUUAAGAGGUCUAAGCAGGACCACCUAGAGUAUUGUACACCAAUACAGGGACCCUAAAUUUGAUUCCAAAACACACGAGAAGGCAAAGCUAAGAAGUAUUUGCUAUGGACUAUGUGAUAUGUGGAUGUGGUCUCGCAGUCACGUCACCCAUUGUUUUCUUUAAGUACAGCUUUGAAGCCUUUUAAUGGCAGCAGCAAAUGUCGGAAAUGCUGACUCAUCCUAACUUUUGGUUUACCCAGCAAGAGGCAAAGAGGAAGAGUCACUGCCAACAGCUGUGCACCCGCUUAUCAGCCAAGUCAGCUUCAUGCCAAAAUAUAUAACCUUAUAAAUUACCUUAAUUUUAUGAAUGUGUAAGUUAUGUACAGUGUGUAUAAAAAGGAAAUGGGCUGUUAAGACCAAGACUAGUUUUGUACCAGUGUGUAAACAUGUUUAUUUUUGCCGUAAAGGGAGGCUUUGACAUGGUUUGUAAAGGGAACCCUGCAUAUUAAGACAUACUGGCCUUAUUGAAUAAUCAUGAGAGUCAAGGUAACACUAAAUUUUAACAUUUUUAGAAAACUAUUUUAAAAUUACAUUUUGGCUGCCAUUGAUGUGCAAAGUACUCUGGGUAGCAAGGUCAAAUCUUCAAAAUCAGUUCAUGUGCCCUUGACUGUAGUCCUUGUUACCCACUUCACCAACCCUGUCCCCCGUAAAUAAAAGGCUUAAAGGACAACACAACAUAGGAUAAUAUGUCUGAAGAAAAUCCAGUUCAACCAUUUUACAUCGAGGAAAAGAGUUCAUUUCACAACAUUAGCAGCCUUUGAGUGACUAUUUUCUUUUAAAUAUCUCAAAGUGUUUAAGUUUAGUGAGUAUUUAUAUACACGUGUAAGACUCGCCAUCAGUGAAAAUCUGGUUAAAAAAACAAAACAAAACAAAACAAAACAAAAACAUUCUUGACAGCCAAUUAGCUAAAACCAGAACAGUGCUAUAAAUAUUUAGCUCUUUUCACAGAUUGGCAGUUUUUUAAAUUUAGUCUGGUGUGAAAGAUUUGUGAGCUAAAGGAGAAACAUCAAAUCUCAAAUCAUGAGGGAACAAAACAGCAGGAAACAAGCGUCUGCUCUGGCUGGUGGCACAGUCUGAUGUCAAGCUAACUGUUUGUCUUUUCCCGGAAAAUUUCUGUGUGUGUGUGUGUGUGUGUGUGUGUGUGUGUGUGUGUGUGUGUGUGUGUGUGUGUGUGUUUUUCUAGUCCAGCAGGUCAGAUAAAUAUUGGAUGCGUUCAUGUUUAUUACAGCUGCACUUCAUAUGUGUUGGCGUGUGUUUAUGACAGGUUGUUAAAUUAUUCACGCACAGAUUAAAACUGAAUGAUUUCACUGAAAAACUGCAUCUGACAGCAGAGAAAGAGAGAGAAAGUGUUGGUGUGUACGAAUGUGUGUGUCUAAGUCACAGCGUGUGUAUUUGAACAGGCCGAGUUCCUCCAUGUUGUCCAUCGCUACACAAACUCUAAGCUGUUUAAACAGAAUCUGACUCCUGCAGUUUAACUCCUCAGUAUCAUGUUGAUCUAAAAAAAACUGUCACCUGACUGAAUCAACCUGAAUGUGGGCCAGGAAGCUGAACCAGAAACAGUCAACAAAGUGGCAUCUGGGAAUCGAACUGGGAACAGGAAACUUGAAGGGACAUAAAAGUGAAGCAGGGUCAUUAAUCUUGACUGGAAGCAGGAAAAUGAAUGAAGAGUGACUAAAUGAAACGAGACUGGGAAAAUGAGCUGGGAAAACAAAUGAACAGAGACGAGGAAGUUUAACAGGGACCAGCCGAAUAAACCAUAACCUGGGAACUUUACAGAAACCCAAGAACAAAGUAAAUGGAGUCAGGCCUGGGAUAGUAAGGUAGAAACAAGAUACUAAAGCAAGGCUUAAAAAACAAGCUAAGGUGAAUGACCUGAGCACACAACUGAACUGGAACCUUUAACAACAAAAGUUCAAGGAAACUUGGUAUAAAUGUCCUCUUGAACAUGCUAAAAUCAGCGCAUUCAUCAGUCACAUUCAUCAUUUGAUGUUCAUCAAAGCUCAGUUUGCCACCCCUGAGCGAGAACAUGAGCAUGUUUCAUCCUGGAGACAGUGAGAGGCCGCUCAUUUGAGUCAAUACAGUGCGUUAAAGCAGCUGAAGUCGGAUGUAUGGUAACCCAAGCUCAGAGUAGAGGUAUCUGGAAUAACUCCACCAACUUCCAAGGAGCAUGGAGAAGGAAUCAAGAUGUAAGAAAUCAGAAGUUAAAAAAAAGAAUUCUUAAUGUGAACUAGUUCGCUUUGAUCUGUGUGAACCAGACUUUAAGCUGGUUCAACCUACUUUGAUGAUCAUCCUGGUGGUCGGUGGUUUAAAAGCACCCCGGUCCAACUGUGAUCUGUUGCACCAGGUUUAGAAAAUUAACAGGAGGCAUGACUCUGACAGAAUUCAAGGAUGAAGAACCAGAAUCAGGGACCUAAUAAGGACCAGGAAACCGAACCAAGAACAAAUUGUGAUCCAGGACACUGAUCAGUGAAUCAACCAUGAUCCAAACACUGAAAUGGCAACUGAACCAGAACCAGGACUUUGACAAGAAAAAGGAACAAUGGAUGGAAAAACAUCCAGGACUGAAAAAUCACUUCAAACAGGAAACUCAACUCGGAUAAGGAUCCUUAAAGUCCCACUCUGAACGUUUUUUUUAAUACUUCAACUGUUUUAGUGGUCUUCAAAUUGUGAUAAUGAUUUUUUUUUAGCCAAAAUCACAUUACCUGUGUCAGUUUCAAGGAUUUUUCUUCUGCAGAGCACCAGUAGCUCAUUAGCAGUCCUCCUCUGAGUCAUGGGCAGAGACAGCACUGCUCUGCACACUCAUCUUCAUGCUAGCUUGUAGCCUACCAUUGCCGGUGUAGUAGACAAAGCAGGUAACAUUGGAGCUAUUCAGCUCUUGGACACUUAUGUCUUUGGGGACAUGAUGAAAGCUAAUAUUGUGAUGAACUUUCUUACGAGCUUUGUAAUCCCCUACCACAUACGCUUGUUCUGGCCUGCAGAGUGGGGCUCCGGGGGUGGAACUUGGAUUUGUGACAAAGGAAAUCUCAUUGUGUCGUAGCCUGCUGUUUGGGUCUGUCACAGUGAUUUAAAUGCAGAAAUAUGUCAUUUGAAAUGAAAUUUUGCACUUAUUUUUCUCAUGAUAUGCCCUGUAGCAUCAGAAAAAUGCCAUAUGAACAAGAACAAAGAAAAACAUGAUUUUCAUUUGAGUGGGUCUUUAAUGUGAUACUGAACAAUGAGAGACCAAACUGGGACUUAGAAGCUGAGGUGUGAAUAAAGCUCAGGAAACAGAAUUGAGCCCAGAAAAAUGACAGAAUAACUGAACCAGGAUGAAACGUCAAAGCGGGGAUGAGCUACUUAACUAGGACUCGGAAACUGAAUCACGGCGUGGCAAAAGCAUGACAGCAAAACUGGACCAGGAAAAAGAGACAGGGUUGAGAGACUGAGCUAAGACCAUGGAACUGAAUAGAGACAACAGAUCUGAACCAGGUUCUUGUUGUCCUCAGUGUCGAGAUGACUGGUGAUGUCACCCUGAAGCACCAGAGGUGUUUACCGGUCCAUCACUGUGUUGACUCAUGAGCUGUACUGAUUCUCCGUGAAACACAAACACUGUGAGUCUCAUACCUCUUCAAACAGCCCCUCCACCUCUUUCCCUUACCUCAGGAGUUUUAAUAUCAUCCUGUCAGUCUGAACUCAGGGACAUUUAACUUCCUUUGUGCAGAGAAAACUCUCAGGGUGAGUCGACCUUUCCUCCGGCCUGCCGCUGUUUACACAGUCAUGGAAACAGCUCAGAGACCAGGACCCAGACGGACCUUCACUUUGGACCUGACAGAAACAUCCUUACUCUGUCAACAUGACUGAAGACCAGCAGAGUCUUUACACAGUGCCCCCCUCAGGCUGUAGGCUGCACUACAAUAAUGGGACAGAACAGCACCCACAUUUGUGGAUGUUUGAAGCACGACUUUCAGGAGUGAAAAUAUCGUCCCAUUAUCUUCAUAUUUAUCACAGUGGUGAAGUUUGGCCCUCUCAGGGUUUUUUAUGUUUAGAUCAACUUUGAUGGUUUUCAGAUGCCCUUUAUAAAUGAAUUUAUAUUGCAAUAACUGUGUGAGCUGAUACUGCAUGUAGACUCUUAUCCUGAGCUGACAUAUUGCUCUGUUUCUCCAGGUGAACAUUGUUCGAGGCAAAGAUGGUUUUGGAUUCACAAUCUGCUCUGACUGUCCAGUCAGAGUCCAGGCUGUCGACACAGGUGAGGAACACACUCACCUGAGAAACGCUAGCUCUUGUUGCAUAGACCUGGAACAAGCACACAUUCAUGAAACACAUUUGAGACCAGACCUAGAAAAGUACACGUUAAACACAAAGCAAACUAAUCUGACUGGAGGAAGUACCUGAAACUCAUUCUUAACAUGUACACCUGAAUCUCAUAAACAAAACACAUGAUUUGAGGAACAUACAUGCCUGAGAAACAACAUUUUCCUACCCUGUCCAAUGUUGUUCUGAGUUUCUGAUAUGAACAUAACCCAUAUAGACCGCACAGCUCAGUCCCAUUUGUUGUUUGUCUGUAGGAGGUCCGGCUCAUCAGUCUGGUCUUCGACAGGGAGACUCAGUCCUGCAGCUGAACGGACUCCCUGUAGAAACCUGGAAAUGUGCUGAUGUGGCCCAUGCCAUCAGGUAUCCUGACUAACUAUCUGUUAAGAUUUUUGCUAAAUUUCGAGACCUGAGUCCACAAUGAUGGAUGAAUAUGAAUACAGUCCCUUAAGUCUUUGGUUGGAGUUAAGUGAAUGGUCUGUUAUUCUAUAGACUGUAUAUUCUUAUUCUUUAUACAGUCUUGUAUAAAGAAAUAACAUACUGUUGCUAUGGAGUAUUGACUACCAGAACUGAGACCAUAAUACCUUAGUAAAUCCGGUCAUUUUGGUGACGGUCUGGUUUCAGUUUCUGAAGUCUGUCUGUCCUUCAACUGUUGUUUGAUUGUUCAGGAGUUGCCCGUCUCAGAUCUCACUGGUGGUGUGGAGAGGUUUACCUGAGCUUAGGUCCAGCUGUGAAGCGCUGCUCCACCAACCAUCACACACCAAGGUGAGUCUUAUACGGGUUUCUAUUAGGUAAAUUUAGGUAUUGAUGUGGUUUUCAAAGAAUAAAGGUAAGACCACUUCCUUGAUGGCAUGUGACACGGUUUAACCAAUGAACAGUGAGGGUAAAAGCCUUGACACCAAACUAAUGCUACCAUAUCUUCCCCUCUGUCUUCUAGACAUCUGGCAGGAAGCUACUUUCUCACCCGGCCCACAGUAAACAUGGCCGCAGACGGGGUCAAGGGUCAGGGGUCAGAUCCAGUUUUGGGGCUUUGGGUUCUUUAUGGAGGGACAAGAAGGAGAAUCGAGAUGAGGAGGAGGAAGAGGAGGUGGAACAGGAGGUGACGGAGUACUCGCCUCACACCACCACGCUCAAAGGCACCCGAGUGACAUCAUCAAACGGCGACAAUUAUAUCAUUCUAUCACCUGUGAAUCAAGGAGGACAGGUGAGUCACGGGAACAAAGUACUCUGGAUCAGAGCCUUCCCUUUUACCCGUACACCCUGAACCAGAACCAGAAUUCAGUCAAAACUGAUGUAUUUUUAUAUUUUUAACAUUAAUAAUUCACAAAAAAUGAAACCUUUGACCAUCAAAAUUUUAUUCAGGAGAUACUGUAUGAGAUUGAGGACCAGAACUCUGCUCUUUGUUUCAGCUGCUGCAGCCAGUUUAUCACGACAGGAAUGGAACGAUCAGUAAGUUAUCUACACUGAACACAGACUGUCUGCUCUUAGCAUCAUCAAUGUAACGUAAAUAACAGACUGAUGUUCACUUCUUUUAUUGAUCACCAGGCCGUCUGUACCAGACUCACCCCAGCAGAGCUCACGGGCAGAGCCUCCUCCACGACCCUCGAUCCGGGACAUCAAGACGACCAUAUGCCGGCUGCAACUCCACCCUACCCCCGCCCCCCACCUCCUCCACCUCCUCUGUAUCAGCGCCGCCCACCAGCUACGGAAACUACCAGAACUGCACCAUCGUUCAGUCACAUCUGCCCUGCUCCACCUAUGGAACCUACGUCACCCUGGCACCCAAAACCCUCAUCUUCCCCAUUUUUGUCCAGGUCAGAACCUCAAACCUGAACACCUGACUCAGAAUACACAGCUAGGGCCUAAAACCCCAGACCUCUGAUAUUUGUUGCCUUUAUUUUAGAUGAUAGGACAGUGGGUAGAGCAGGGAACAGGGAAAAAGACAUGCAGGAAAGGAGCCACAAGCUGGUAUCAAACCUGGCUUCUUCACAUGAACCAUAACCUCCUUAUAUGGGGGCACUUAGACUACUCGGCCAGUGGUGCUCCAUAAUAAGCUAAAACAUGAAAUAUAGUUUGCCAGCAGGUACAACCAACAACAAGUUUUUUGGAGCCAAGGCUAAUGAUGUAAGUGGGGAGCAAAACCUGGCCUGUGUUGAUUCAAUACAUCUUAUAGAAGAGUUACUGGAGCCAAAACUGUUGAAAAGUUUUACUGGCUUUGAUAGAAAGGCGUUAGACCACUCUGUUUAUCAUGGUUAAAAUGAACCAUUGAAUAAAUCCUCUUUUGUUUGAUUGUUUGUUGACAUUGUGUCUUUGUUGUCUUCAGCCUCUGGAUCUGUGCAGUCCUGACAGAACCCUUCUAAUGGCAGAGGAGAUGGUCCUCCAUCAGAGCGACCUGCUGCCUACUAAGGUAGCUGCAUUGAAAAUAUACUGUUAGUACACUUUAAAGAUACUGGUUUUAGAAGCACUUUCAACAGAAACUAGAAAAACAAACAUAUACUGUGACCUGAAACUACACUUUACCAUCAAUCAGCCAAGAUAAAGUUGUUGCUGGACUCUUAAAAUGUCACUCCUACAAAGUCAACAUAACCUUCAAAGACAACACCACCCAAGAGCAGAAACACUGAUUUUACUGGUAAGGUAAUCUGUAAAGAGUCUGUGGUUGUCUCUGUCUGCUGUUUAUUGAUUGUUUCUGUGUCAGAUUAUUGUACACAUUUUUCCCUCAAGAGAGGAAAAAGAUCCUGAUUCUGAAGGUCUCAACGACCUCCGAGAACUGAACCAGGAUCAGUUUCACUCUAAUGGAUUUUACUGCUGACACACACAAAAAGAUACACUCACUUGCCUGUUUCUGGGAAAGUCAUGUGUUUAAGGUUCAUGUUUUUCAGGAAAAAAACAACGAUGUUAUCUUCUGUUAAUCCUUUUUCUACUCUAACCUCAAUUUGCUCUAUUACAUUCUUCCAUACUGCUGUAUAAAACUUUAAUGGGGGGGUCAUGUUUUUUUCUCCAUACUCUUUAUUUUUAUUUCUGAUACCCCUCUCCGAGCUUUACAUGAUUUUCAGGUUUUAAAAAAGCCUCAAAUUUGUCAAAGUGGUGUAUGAAUAUUUUAUUACUUUAGCCUCCAUCUGAAACACGUCUUUUAGCUGCCGUUUCUUUUAUGCCCCCGCUCCACAAGCCCUCUUUCUUAUGAUUAGCCACCUCUCCAGAGGCUUUCUGGAAGCCGGUCGAGGGCAGAGGUCGAUGUUUUGGCCCCGCUCCCUCUAUUGUGGUCAGUCAGAUUGGCAGCGGAGCAGUGUUGCCCCAUAGACAUCCUAUAAAUAAAUAUGAUCCCAUCCCAAAGUGAAAUUCUAGCAAAGGUCCCAAAACUUGUCAAACUUGUCUUUUUGUCCUCACUGUACAACCUUUCAAAGUGUAAAACAUUGGCCAUUGUUUUUACAGAUCCACAAUGUGUUACACAACAGUAAUUAACAAGUUCACAUCUUCAGUGAUGUUUACAUGUGUGUGCUUCAGGUGACAGUGUUAAUCUACAGUGACUUGCUGCUGUUCACAAGAGAGGAUGAAGUUGGACGCUGUAAUGUCCUACAGAGUCCAGUCUACCUGAACACACUGCAGCUCCGAGAGGGUAUGUACACACACCACACCAACGAUCACACUGGUCAUCCUGACUGUACUGUAAAAGAAAAAAAAAAACUAAAUCAGGAGCCCUCCGUCACACUUCAAACUUACUUCAAGUUCAUUUUCAAGGGCUCCAAAACUGGAAAAGCCUGAGGCAUAAAUCAUAGUAUCAGUUUAUAUCUUUGUUUGUGUGUUUGUGUUCAGUGCCAUCGGAGCCCCUCCAGAUCUACUUCCUGCAGAGCUCUCAGGGCUGCUGGCGUUGUCUGUUUAGCCUGGAGGCAUUCAGUAUUGAGCAGAAGGUCAGAGUCAGCCUCUGUCUCCAUGACAACAUCCAACUACAGCUGAUCGCAACUGAUACUGGACACACCCAUCAGGUACUGCAGAGACACCUGUAGACUUUUCACACUGUCGACUGGGACAGUCAAAAGCUUCUAACACACUGCAACUCCAUAACAGUGAUGGAUUGAGGACUGCCAUCAGUACACCAUUACUUGUUGCAGAAGCUUGAGAGACACGGCUUGUUAGCACAGUGGGAGCUCCUCAUACAUACACACACACGCUUACAUAUGCCUGUACACACAGUGCUGAACUGAUGCUACACAUCGCCACCUUCUUUCCCCGAUUCGGCCUCAAUUACAUCCUCAGAGGAGGACAUAAAUUAUGCUGAAAUCAUUCUGAUAUUCACCAGACUUGGACAAAGCAUGACUUCUCCUGCUGCCACAGGGGGGCGCUUUGUUAUCAAAUACUGUAUUACCAUAUUAAUGUGUUCAGGGCUGGACCCUCAAUACUUCCUGGUUAACUUGGGUUUGAUUGGAACAUGCAUGGCUGAGAUAAAACUAUUUCCUGUUUUAUGGCAAAACACAUAUUUUUUAGGGCUUUCCAAUACACAUCCCUCGACAAAAUCUUAACCUGUUGAUAAGUUUUGAUCUCCAACGUGGUCUCCCCAAACGAGUUUGUUCACAUAGAAACUCUGUAAAUCAAGUCUCAUUUUUUUCCUUCUCUACCUAUCUGUCUUGGCCCUCAUCUCUCUCCCCCAUAUUCACCUCCAUAUCUCUCCUAUCUCCUUCUCUUUCUCUUCUUUAUCAUCGGUCCUCCUCUUCAGCUCUCAGAUCUUCCCUCAGACUUCGGCCUCCUCUCCCUCGGCCAGUCUGAUCUCCUCUAUCGUCCGACAUCUCCUUACUCCUCCUCAGAUCCUCCCCUUCUCAACCCAUCCUCCCCCUUCUCCGCUUCCUUUUGCGACCCCCUAAGACCUUCCUCCCCCUCUCCUUACCCAACCAGCCCUGCCUUCACCUCCUCCACUCCUCCCCCUGCUCCUUUCUCUUCUCUCUCUCCUUACACCACCCUCACAUCCUCACAUCCUCCCAGGACCUACACCACCCCGACUCAGCCCCUCCCACCACCUCCUAAGGCCUCCUCCAAGCUAAGGAGCCCAGUAUGGAAGGAAAGAGGACGAGCAGAAGAGUUGGAGAGGAGGAAGAAGAAAAGGGAGGAGGAGGAGGAAGAGGAGCGGCAGCAGGGUGAGGGGGAGAGUGCCUCUGAAACGUCAGAGAAUGUUGGAGGUGUUGGGGGUAGAGGAUCCUUACUGAGCCCAGUUCACUUCAACAUGAAGGAAGAUGAAGAAGUGGAGAGUGAUGAGGAGGAGGAGGAGCAGGGAGGAGGAGGUGCUGAGGAGUUUAUCCCCUCUCACAGACCUGCAGGUUAGUCUGAUCUGCAGGAACAUGUGAAAGCUGAAAGCAUUUUAACUAUAGAAGGUAAAAGAUAGUCUGUUUUUCCCUCAGCUCUGCGUCGCUCUCUCUCCGAGGGUUCUUUAAUGCAAGAACCUCGGUCGCCUCGCUUCCUGUCUGACAGCACCAUCCAUCGACUUACCCGCCCUGGGACCUUUGACCUCGACCUUGCCACAGGCCCCGCCCCUAGGCGUCCCUCCAUCCACACUCUGAGGAAACAGCUGACUAAAGAGGGGGGGUCUCUGCACCACAUGAUGCUGCUUCUUAAUGGCCCCAAGGUACUGACAAAUACGGACUGGUAAAGAGCAGGUCAAAACGGACUCGAAGAGCGCAGAGCAGUGCAGACCAGACCAGACCAGACCAGACCAGCAGAGGGCAAUAUAGACCAGAUAAGACCAGAACUGUAGGGGACAGUUAAGACUACCACACUAGACUAACAGAAAGCAGGACAGGAGGAACAUCUAGUGUUGUUCAAAGCAGUUUAGAGUGAACCAACAGAGGCAAGAUUAGACCCUACCUGACAAGUCAGUACAAUACAGUUGCAUACCAUACUAUUUGAGUUGAUUUGAUAUGAUACAAAACAAUACAACUCAAGUCAAUACAAUAUAAUACAAUACAGUGGGCUGAUACAGUUCGAGAAAGCACAAUGAAAUACUAUAGAAUACAGGUCAAUACAAUACAAGUAUCCACCUCAGGAUAUGAGUUCAUAUGAAACGAUAUGGGUUGAUAUGAUACAAUAGAAUAUGCUCCUAGUAAAUUUAAUGUGAUGCAGUACGAUACUCAUUGACAUGAUAUAUUACAAUAGGAGUAGUUACAAAACAUUGAGGGUUGCUAUGAUAAAAUACAAGAUGAUGAACAUAUGAUAUGAUAUCAGUUAAUUCAAAACAAAACAAUUGGAUACAAUAGGAGUACAUAUCUGAUACAAUUGGAUGUGAUAGGAUGCCGUAUGAUAACAUAUUGUAUCAACUCUUAUUGUAGCAUUUUGGCUCACAUCUUAUAUCAUAUCAUACUCUAUUUAUCAUACUGUAAUGAAUGGCAUCGACUUGCAUUCAUAUAUCUUACGUUGAUAGACUUGUGUUGAUUAAACUGAGUCGGCUUUUAUCAUAUUGUAUGGUAUGAUACAUGCUGAUAUGAGUUGAUUUGAUGUGAGCUGAUACGAUACGGUAUGAUACCUUCAGACACCAUGUCAGGCUUACAGGACAUUAUAAACCAGAAAUAGCAGAAACCAGAAGAGGAUGGCAGUGAGAAGUGGAAAACAAGUGAUCUAAGGUCAGAGAGCACCAAAGAUCAGACCAAAAUAAAGAAAUGUUGAACAGUAGAGAUCAACUUGAAUUUGUAGAGAAGUAAUGAUGAGAAAAGCGGUUAACACCUGAUGGGACAAGGAGACCUUGACCAACAAGGAGCAGGACUGAGGGACAAACACAAGUAGAGAUGUAAGACUGUAGAUUACAGACCAGACAAACACUUCCUGAUUGAGCUUUACAUAAUAGUGGAGUCAUCGAGACCUGAGAAAAGCCUCAUGAUCAUCUCGUUCUUUCAGGAUGCAGAGCUCAGAAACCUUCAGCUGCGGAGGAAGACAAAGAAUCUGUAUGUACACACAAACAUGCUCACUAUCAAAACCAUCUGUGUUUGUUAAAUCAUGCAUGUUGGGUUGGUCGCAUAUCUGUUAACUGAAAAGCAGAAAGACUCAAGAAUUAAUUACAGGAUUAACUCUUAAUUAUUUACCAAAAAGAGAGACAACCUCGGUCUUCUCCACAACUAAGACAACUUCACAGCACUUUGUUCAUCACCAGUUUAAUCCUGGUAACUAAACAUUUUUGUGAUAGACUGCUACAAGUGACCACAUACUCUGACCGAUCAUUGUUGUCUUCUUAGAGCUGCUGAUGUCCGCAACCGGCUGCCAUUUUUACGACGACGGAAAAACAGUAGCUGUGUUCAGGGUAACAGUUUGGAGAAAGCCCUGAGGAACACAAGGUAGGGGCUCUCUUCCAGAUGUUAGCCUGUAACUGCUGUAGCUCUAACCUGUGUCUCCUGGUUCAAGCCAGUUUUACCAACUCCUUAUUGUUGUCUACUUGUUUUGUUUUCACUGGUUGGCAUUGAAAAGACUCGUAUUAUACCCACUGUACCCAAAGAGUAGCUUUUCAUGAUUUGAUGAUCCCGAGUGUUCAAAAUGGGUUUGUUAUGUUUUACAGACCAUCUACAAAGGAGGUUUUUCGAUGGGCGGAGAGUCUAGAAGCUCUGCUGUCCAAUCAGUGUAAGAUACACCAAUGAUUAUUGUGUUCAACCAAUGAUCAGUGACGGAAAAGUCAACACAAUGUCAGUCCCUGCUCAUUGGCUUAACAGUCUCUUUCCUCUCUUCUCAUUGUUCAGAUGGUCUGGCAGUCUUUCGCCAUUUUUUGAGGUCAGAGUUUAGCGAGGAAAACCUAGACUUCUGGUUGGCUGUGGAGAAAUUUAAAAGGACACGCCCACCCACAAAGAUGGCGGUCAGAGCUGCUAAGAUCUAUGAUGAGUUCAUAUCUACAAAAGCAGCAAGACAGGUACUGAUUGCUUCUCUUUGUAUGUAUCUUCUCUCUCAUUUGUCCCUUGGGUGGACUUUUAACAUUUUCUUAUUAUCUUGCUUUUGUUUUUAGGUCAACGUGGAUUCAUCAGUCAGAGAAUCGACCAAUCAGAGCUUGCGCCUUGGAGUAGACCUUGAUUGCUUCCAGCUGGCCCAGGAUCAGAUUUUUGGUCUAAUGGAGACCGACAGCUACCCACGAUUUCUUAGGUCGCACCUCUACGCCCAGCUGGCUAAUCAAGGUGUACACACAACAACAGAACCAGCCAAUCAGAGUGGAGCUGGGCCUGUAACUGUCAGCCAAUCAUGAACGAGGAGGAGUUACAGGCAGGAUUUGGCUGAUGAAAGACUGAAAUGAAAACAAUUUAUCCAGUUGCAUUAUGGGAAAUGUAGAAUCAGGUCAUAUUAGUUGUUCAGACUUUGACUUUUGGGUUUCUCUCUUUUUUACGUUCACAACAAAAGCUAUUUUUUCUUAUAAGACACAUUAAAUCACACAAUUGUUAAACGAUUGGAUCUAACUGGGUGGAACUUACUUGUCUUAUUGUGAAACAUAAACCACCACUCAGACAUCAACUGUUUCCAACACAGAAACCCAAAAGCUGAUGUCUGUCUUGAGAGGGAUUGGUGGAAAUACUUCAAUCAACCACUUUAGUCUCAGAAGUUUAAAUGUGUUCACAUAUUUUAACCAAAAUAUCCCAACAAGAGUCAAGACUGGUUCCAACAUUCAUCUUCCCUCAAAAAUGAACUGAUCUUGCUCAUGAUCUUGGGCUGUCAUCAGGUCAACAGUUACUCUGGUUCAUGACCAAAUACCUGCUGGUGCAUUAACCACUGCUGGACUUUGGGAUUACAGCAACUAGCUAAUGUUAGCAUGCUAACACACUCAACUAAGUUGGUGACCUGACUAAAUAUUAAAAACAGCAUUAGCGUUAUUAUUGUGAGUGCAUUAGCAUGUGGAUGUCUGAAGUGCAGCCUGGCAGAGUUGUCUGGUUAUUAAUGAAUAGAUUAGAGAAAUAUAAAGCAGUUUAACUGCUUGUUUUAAGUCACAUUUUAAAUGUAUGCAUUAAAAAGAGAAUAACAAACAGAAGACACAAAGAUCUCUGAUAAUAAGGAUUUGUUUUUGGUUUUCUUGUUUUUUUCUUUUUUUAGAGAACUAAAAAAGUGAACAAUUUAACUGGAGUUACUGACAUAACUGUGUUUUAUUAGCAGAGUAGAUCUUAAAUGCUGUCUCUGUUAUAAUGAGUUAUUAAAAAGUGAAAGGAAGAUGUUCUGCUCACCUGUUACAUAGAAAACAUGAAGUGAUGUGAUCUCCAGGAAAAGAAAGUUUUACAUUAAAUGAUGAUGUCGGA